AUGGCGAAUACGGAAAAGGUUCCAUGGGAUUUGAUGGAAGAGAUCCUAUCUCGUGUCCCUCCUACUUCUCUUCUCCGAUUCAGAACAGUUUGCAAACGAUGGAACAGUCUCUUCGACGACAACGCCUUCAUCAACAACCACAAGAUGACGUUUCGUUUCAUUGUGAAAAGUAGAACCAAGAUUUACUCGGUAAACGUGAGUUCCAAGGUGGAGGUGCGUGAGUUAACCUUAAAUACUCCUGGUUUAAAACCACAGAUACCUAGAAGCUUGGUUGAUACCAGCGGAUUCUUGCUUUGUGGCAUGCGUAACGGAGUCGUGGUUUGGAACCCUUGGUUAAGACAGAUUAGAUGCAUCGAGCCCGAGAUUAACCAACCUACUUUGAAUUUUCAUGGCAUAGGUUAUGACAAUAAUAGGAGAGAUGAUGAAAUUGUUUACAAGACCCUUUCGACUUACCAGAAGGAUUUAGACUCUACCACUACGUGCAAGUGCAAAAUCUAUGACUUUGCCUCUGAUACGUGGAAAGACGAAGAGCUGGAAAAAGCAAAAUAUACAACACUAUUGCCUAGUACUAGUAGUCUAGUAGUAGUAAAUGUUGUAUCGUUGAAUGGAACUUUGUAUUGGGUUGCGUAUUAUGACAGGACUCAUGUCACUCAUCCUUUGUUGUUCAUCUUACUUAGCUUCAGUUUUUCGAGCGAAAAUUUCAGAAAGUGUUGUGAUCUACCAAGUGGGGAGAACCAUCCCCGCGAUGCUCUUUUUAGGGAAGAUGGGUUUUUGUUGUUGAAGCAAUGCCAUGUAAACAAGAAGAUUAAGAUUUGGGUGACCAAGAACAAGAUUGAUGAUCGGUAUGGUGAAAAUGUGAAAUGGAUGAGUUUUAUGGAGGUGUCAAUCCCAAACAUGCCGGAUUUAGUACAGACCGAAUCCUACUCUCAGCCAAGUUACUUCAUCGACGGUAAAAGGCUCGUCAUUUGUUCUUGCGAUGAAAACGGUCGGGCUUGGAUCUAUGUUGUGAGGGAAAACAAGUUGAUCAGUAAAACACAAUUGGAUUCGGUGGUUGAUCCUUGGCCAUUGCAUUGUACUUAUUUUCCCAGCUUGGUCCUGAUUCCUGGAGGUAAAAGAGAGAAACUCUAG
Molecule: messenger RNA, 1128 nt
Organism: Camelina sativa (false flax)
Lineage: Eukaryota; Viridiplantae; Streptophyta; Magnoliopsida; Brassicales; Brassicaceae
Source: RefSeq, a predicted model, not a curated record